Trypanosoma theileri is the source of this 789-nucleotide messenger RNA. RefSeq names its product putative lipoate protein ligase. The transcript has a single exon. Bases 1 to 789 code for a protein of 262 amino acids. Gene Ontology annotation, biological process: protein lipoylation. Gene Ontology annotation, cellular component: mitochondrion. The record is from RefSeq and is a predicted model, not a curated record. NCBI's taxonomy places the organism in Eukaryota, Euglenozoa, Kinetoplastea, Trypanosomatida, Trypanosomatidae. Gene Ontology annotation, molecular function: lipoyl(octanoyl) transferase activity.
AUGCGUGCUUUUUUCUUGGGUAGUCAAGGUUAUCACGAGGUUCUUCGCUUGCAAGAAGCCAUAUUCAAAGCGAAAAUUGAUAGGCAAGUCCGUCGGUUCCGAGGAGAACCAGGCGUGACUCUGAUUCCAGACACUGUGCUUCUCGUAGAGCAUUCAUCACCAGUCUACACCGUUGGUAGACGAGACACAACAGAGGGGAUUCCAAAGGAUUGUAAGGUGGAAGUGGUCAAAACAAGGAGAGGUGGGGGCGUAACUUUUCAUGGGCCUGGGCAGAUAACAAUGUACCCAAUAGCGAACAUCCAACAACUUUGGAAGAAAUGUGUAUCAUCUGAUAAACCGCGUUCUCCUAUUGAAUGGUUUAGCUUUGUUUUGGAACAGGCUAUGAUCGACACAGCAAAGGAUUAUAACAUACCAACGCAUCGCAGAAAAGUUGGAGUUUGGUCAGAUGAAUGGGAUAAUAUGGCUCCGCGGAAGAUAGGUUCUAUAGGCCUUCAACUCGGUAAUUGGGUGUCUAUGCAUGGAGCGGGCUUUAACGUAAGCAAUGACCUUUCUUACUUUAACAACAUCAUAAUAUGUGAAAUGCCUGAUGCCUCAGCAACAUCUUUGAAAGAAGAGCUGCACCUUCGAAGAAUCAAUGUACCGAGCCCUAAUCCAAGAAUAGUAUCUCCCACUCUGCUCCAUCAUUUCUUUACGAACCUUAGACAGGAAGAGAACAUUCUGUCGACAAAACUCCUUGACGUUUCUGAGGAGAGAGAUUGGCAUCGUUUCAUCUUAAAUGAGACUGAUUGA